AUGCCUGCAAUCGGUCUUUCUUGGCCUGGGACUGGGAUGGUAGCUGUGGGUACAGUGGUGGUAAUUUGGGCUAUGUUAAGGAAGUUACAAACCCUCAGCAAUGAUCCCAACGCGCCACGCUGCCUUCCAUACUCACUACCGUUCCUGAAAAGUACCAUCCCAUUUGUGCUCGAUGGACCAAACUUUUUCCGUUGGGUCUCCUGCUAUUGCCAGGACCGUUGGCCAGUGCGGGUAAAUCUUCUGAAUGGUGAGGUCUAUAUAGUCCAAGGGGCUAAGAACAUCGCUGCCAUUUUCAGCAAGCCCGGCCUUACAGUUACCCGAGCAUAUAGCAUUGCACUGAAACAUUGCUUUGGGAUGGAGCAGAAAGCCGCUGAUGUCUAUCUCGCUGAUACUUCGGGCUCCUGGCAUCGACCUAUCCCCGGCAGCCAAACGCCGUGGCACGGCCGUGUGAGCUAUCAUACCCAUGAGAACCUCGUUCGAGGCCUCUUGGGUGCCGAGCUAAACCCAAUAACGGAGCGCAUAGAAGGACUGUUAUUUGCCUCAUUGGCAAAGGCCCUGCCAGCGACUCCGGAAUGGACGUAUGGGGAGGACUUGACCGAGUUCUUUGAGAACCAUCUCGGAUCAGCCAUCCUGGAAGCCUUAUACGGCCCGCUGCUGGUCAGAAAAAACCCAGAGUUCAACCGCAACCUGUGGCGGUAUGAUAAACAAAUAAUGAAGCUAGCCACGCGCUUGCCAUCGUGGCUGAUCCCGAAAGCCUAUCGUUUGCGGGAUGAACUUCUCGAUGUUAUCAUGAAAUGGCAUCAACAGGCUGCUCUACUCUCGGAAACGAUGCCAAGCAGUGAAAUGGCUGGUGGAAGUGAAGCCGAUCCAUACUGGGGAUCGGCCAUGAUGCGCGAAAGAAACAAGAUGCUGUUGAACAUAGAAGGGCAAGACGCCAAGUCGGCGGCAUCCACAGAUCUUGGCUUUAUCUGGGCCUCUGUUACCAAUGUCGUGCCAUCGACCAUGACCCUUUGUACUCACAUGUACCGUGAUUCCUCACUCGUCGAGGAUAUUCGUAUAGAGGUUCGGGAUUGCAUUCAGCCGGGGACCACCUCGCGGUUUGAUCUCAACAAGCUUGCGAAACAGCAGUUUCUGCUCUCGAUGUAUGCUGAGACCUUGCGCUUUGGUGUACAAAUCCAUAUCCCUCGCUGCUCACCACACCAACCGCUUUCCGUGGCAGGAGCAACCAUCCAGCCGAAUAAAAUGAUCCUCAUAAACACAGGACUCGCGCAUUCCGAUGAGUCAGUAUGGAACACACGAAAUGGACAGUAUCCGCUGGAUACCUUUUGGCCGCAGCGAUUCCUUGUUGAUCCAACAGACAAAAGUAGUGGGCCUUUACGAAAAGACUAUAUUCAGCCAUGUGUCUCGCCUUCUACGGAAGAGGACAAGAAGAUGAACAGCCAAGCUCCAACCUCAAGGCAAUUUACCUUAGAAGGGCUCGAGGGAAGCUGGAUACCUUAUGGAGGUGGACAACACGCAUGUCCGGGUCGGAAUCUAGCCAAGCGUAUUAUAUUGCUCGCAAGCUCGAUGAUGGCUAUUAUGUUUGACAUCGAGCUACUAGCUCCCGACUCGUCCUUGCAGUUUGGUUCGCCCCGGUUUGGAUUUGGGGUCCGUAAGCCAUCCGCACAAGUGCCUUUUCGGAUCCGACGCCGACAACCAGUCAGUGAACAUUAG
Messenger RNA from Aspergillus pseudonomiae, 1713 nucleotides. Its product is annotated as cytochrome P450. The transcript has 4 exons. The record is from RefSeq and is a predicted model, not a curated record. The coding region runs from base 1 to 1713 and encodes 570 amino acids. Gene Ontology annotation, molecular function: steroid hydroxylase activity; iron ion binding; oxidoreductase activity, acting on paired donors, with incorporation or reduction of molecular oxygen. NCBI's taxonomy places the organism in Eukaryota, Fungi, Ascomycota, Eurotiomycetes, Eurotiales, Aspergillaceae.